GCAAACAAAGAGUUGAAGAAUAACUCAUUGAUCAAUCUCCAACAAGGGUAGAGUUGGUCGCAUAAACCCUUUGAUAGAAGUUACUUGGGGGAGAAAAACGUGCACAUUUAUUGCUUAGCCGACAAUUUCCUGAUUUUUAUUUUGGACGAUCAAACAGGGCAGCUGCAAUGUGGAUUCAAGUUCGCACCAUGGAUGGGAAGGAGACCCAUCGGGUGGAUAACCUGUCCAAACUCACAAAAGUGGAUGAGCUGCGUCUCAAAAUUAUGGAGCUGUUCAAGGUGGAGCCAGAGAGGCAGAGACUUUUCUAUCGUGGCAAACAGAUGGAAGAUGGCCACACCAUAUUUGACUACAACGUUGGCCUCAACGACAUAGUGCAGCUGCUUGUUAGGCAGAAGGCCCCUGCUGCUGACGUCGUCAAAAGCAAAAGCAAAAACAAAAACAAAAACAAAGACAAAGAAGCCGAGCUCUCCGACUCGGAUUCUGGCUGCGGCUCCACCCAGAGCGAGUCCGACAAGAACUCAACCCACGACGAGGUCGAGGGUCAAACUGCUGGGACCUCUGCUCAGACAAACACAGUGGAGCUCGUAUAUCCUGGGUUUGGCUUUUACAAGAUUAAUGAGCUGGUUGAUGCAAGAGACCUGAACAUGGGAGCAUGGUUUGAGGCCCAGAUUGUGAAUGUCACAAAAACAACAAAGACGCCCAAAGUAGAGUCCGGUGAUGGGGAAGAAGAAGAGAUCCUGUACCACGUUAAAUAUGAAGAUUAUCCAGAAAAUGGUGUGAUUCAGCUACUGGCCAAAGAUGUUCGCCCACGGGCCCGCACCGUCUACCAGUGGCAUCAGCUGGAGCCAGGAAUGGUUGUUAUGGUCAAUUAUAAUCCAGAUGACCCCAAGGAUCGUGGCUACUGGUACGAUGCUGAGAUCCAGAGGAAGCGGGAGACUCGCACGAUCCGUGAAAUCUACGCCAAGAUCAUCCUUGGGGAAGCAGGCGACUCUCUUAAUGACUGCCGGAUCAUGUUCAUAACUGAAAUCUAUAAGAUUGAGGAGCCCGGUUCUUCAAGUGACUUGCCAGCUGGAACCGAUAGCCCGUUAAAAAGAUCAAAUGGACCUGAAUGUAAGCAUUGCAAGGAUGAUCUGAAGAAAAACUGCCGUUGGUGCAACUGCCACAUCUGUGGCAUCAAGCAGGAUCCAGACAAGCAGCUUCUGUGUGACGAGUGUGACAUGGCCUAUCACACGUACUGUCUGAAUCCUCCACUCACCUCCAUCCCUGAAGACGAAGAUUGGUAUUGCCCCGGUUGCCGUAACGACACCAGUGAAGUUGUUCUGGCUGGAGAAAAGCUGAAGGAAAGCAAGAAGAAGGCGAGGAUGGCUUCUGCAAGCUCAUCCAGCCAGAGAGACUGGGGAAAGGGAAUGGCCUGUGUGGGUCGAACCAAGCAGUGCACCAUCGUCCCAUCCAACCACCAUGGUCCAAUUCCAGGCGUUCCUGUGGGUUCCCUGUGGAAGUUCAGAGUGCAGGUCAGUGAAGCCGGUGUCCACAGGCCUCAUGUUGCUGGGAUCCACGGCAGGAGCAACGAUGGAGCCUACUCUCUUGUUUUGGCAGGAGGCUAUGAAGACGAUGUGGAUGAUGGCAAUGAGUUUACCUAUACUGGCUCAGGGGGCCGAGAUCUGUCUGGGAACAAGAGGACAGCUGAGCAGUCAUGUGACCAGACUCUGACCCACAUGAACCGGGCAUUGGCUCUCAAUUGCAAUGUCCCUGUGAAUGAGAAAAAUGGAGCUGAGUCAAAGAACUGGAAGCAAGGCAAACCGGUCAGGGUUGUGCGCAGCUGCAAAGGACGCAAGCACAGCAAAUUCUGCCCUGAGGAAGGAAACCGGUAUGACGGGAUUUACAAGGUGGUGAAGUACUGGCCAGACAAAGGCAAGUCUGGCUUCCUGGUCUGGCGCUACCUCCUGAAGCGCGAUGACGAUGAGCCGGCGCCAUGGACCAGAGAGGGGAAAGAGCGCAUAAAGAAACGUGGCCUGGUCAUGCAGUAUCCUGCCGGUUAUCAAAAGGAGAAGGAGAACAAAAAUGAAGUGGAGGAGGAAGAGACACCCAAUAAGGCGAAGAGGAAGAGAAAAUCUCUGGAGAGCGAAUCCCCUAAGACUUCGCCUGCCAAGUCUCUCAAGAAGAUCAAAGUGGAAGUCUACAAGCUUUCACAAGAGCAGAAGUCCCUCAUUAAGAAUGACCUGCCAAACAAGAAGUUGUGGGAUGAAGCUAUGGAGUCGCUGUCUCUUGGACCGAAAUUUCUGACCAAGGUUGAAGAGGUUUUCCUUUGUAUUUGCUGCCAAGAAGUGGUCUUUCAGCCUAUAACCACAGAGUGCCAACACAAUGUUUGCAAGGAAUGCCUCCAGCGGUCUUUCAGGGCAGAAGUUUACACCUGCCCUGCCUGCAGACACGACCUGGGAAAGAACUACUCCAUGUCUGUCAACAAAGAUCUGCAGGACAUUCUAAAUCAGCUUUUCCCAGGCUACAGCAAUGGGCGAUGAUCAUUACUCCAGUCUACUUAGCCCUCAAAGAAGCGCAAUGAAACCUGUACGGGGGAAUUUCCAGUUGAGGCAAUAAAGAGUCCGCUUCUCUUAAUAUAUUUUCUAUGAAUAUAAAGCUACAGUUGUGGGCUAAAAUACAACCAAUUUUACUGUCGAGCUGUUAUGUUUGUCUAAUAUUCAUUGAGAAUUCAUUUAGAACUGGUUGUACCGUUACCCUUUAAUGGCAAUUAAUCCUCCACAUUUUGCUUAGCUACUGCUAAUAUUCCUUAUUUAAAUUUAACCUAUCAUUUCCCCCAAAUUCCUUUGUUUUGCACUCAUUGAAGAAAUAUUUGGUCAAAAGAGGUAAUCUGCUUCCCAAAAUUAUCUAAAGAUCCUAACCUCUAAGGCUAUCAGUAGGUGUUUGAUGUGUAUGGGUUUUCGUGUUAAAUUGGUUGUGAUCGGUUAUGUUUAUUGAACUCUUAUGAAAAAGUCAGACAUUUAAUGAUUUUAUUUCUUAAGUCCAGCCCUAAUCAUUUCAUAUACAAUGCAUUGAUGUGAUAAAUUAAUGAAGUUAGAUUUGUAACGGCUCCAUAAAAUGUAAACAAAAAUCACAUUUCUUGAAGCACGUCGGUAUGAGGAGUGUCUUAUCUGUAAGCUGUGUCAUCGUCAACAUGUACUGUUCACCCAAAAAUGGUCAAAACAGGAUUUUUUUUUUUAUUACUGUAGGUUCACAUUUGGAAAUUGAUAACAAUUUAAGGAAAAAACAGCUUGAAUAUAUAUAUAUAUAUAUUUUUUUUUUCUUUUGACAGAUUUUUCUUCUUUUUUUAGGUUACCAGUUUCAUGGUUCACUUUAAAUAGUCCAAAGAUAUGGUUAAGCUUAAAGAGUGUGAAGUAGAUAUCCCAUCAAUUUAGCUCUCUGGACUGUCCUUAACACUCAAACCUACUUGAGCCUAAAGACAUGAUUUGUAUUUUUUCUAAAGUUUAAAAUGUAUACGUAUUUGCCUUGUCCUGUAAUUUGAAGGUUCAUUUUUGUGUCUUCCCAGUGGUCAUCUAUAAAAUUUGAUUCCAUUGUAAAAACAAGAAAUGCUUGUAUUUUAAAGUUAAGUACAUCUAAUAAUUGAUAUAAGCUCUUUAAUGCUGCUUGUAACAACCGCUUUUGUCCGUUAUGUUUUUCUGUUUGGUCAAACUCUCUAGCAAUGUCCAAAUUGCCCUGAAUGCAAGCAUUUCUUGUGCCAAAAUAUCUGCAAAUGCUGGGAAAUGUAAAUUUUUUCUGAAAUUGUAAAAAAAAUUUUUUAGUCCGUUUUAGAUUCAUGCGUAGUUUUAGCAUUCGCUGCACAUGUUUGGUGCAGAAAUUGUCAUUGUUCAAUAAUAAAAACUUUAAAAAGA
Gambusia affinis (western mosquitofish) is the source of this 3884-nucleotide messenger RNA. It is a transcript of the gene uhrf1, whose product is annotated as ubiquitin-like with PHD and ring finger domains 1. The record is from RefSeq and is a predicted model, not a curated record. Gene Ontology annotation, biological process: negative regulation of gene expression via chromosomal CpG island methylation. Lineage: Eukaryota; Metazoa; Chordata; Actinopteri; Cyprinodontiformes; Poeciliidae. The coding region runs from base 168 to 2519 and encodes 783 amino acids. Gene Ontology annotation, molecular function: ubiquitin protein ligase activity; protein binding. The transcript has 17 exons.